GAAACCUGUUGCUCUCAAAGACUAGGAACCCAACUCUACUGGCCUUGGAGUACGUGCUGGUCCACACAAGAUAUCUUACUGUUAGGUGUAAUCACCAUUCGGUCGGUAACCAGACAGAUGCAGACCUGAUCUCGGCAAGAAGGAUGGAUGGUGACUCUCCCAAGGAGAGAGAUGCCAGAGCAUUAACAGAUACCUUAUUCAGUGAACUACUUUCAUCCGAAGAAACUUUUGUCUCUGCCGCAGAGGGCAUUAAAGAAUCACAAGAUACGGACUCUACACUACUGGAACCGGAGGGGAAAACACACCUUUCUACUUUAGGGUUGCCGGAAGCAACAGCUGUUUCAGAAGAGGAAGCUGCAGAAGAUGCCUCCAGCAACAAGACUGGUGAUUCAUCUUCAUGUCAGGAUCUGUCAAGCAGUGUCAUGUGCCAAAAGAACCAGGAUAAUGGCUCUCCCAAUGAGAAAGAAGUGGAGGCAGAAUUCCUACGGCUGUCUCUUGGAUUCAAAUGUGAUCUCUUUACUUUAGAGAAGAGAGUCAGGCUUGAAGAACGAUCUCGGGAUCUUGCGGAAGGGAGCCUGAGGAAAGAAAUUGCCGGUGCUUUGAAACUACUUGAUUCUUUAGCCUCUCUAAGCGAAGAUAAUCAGGUGCUGGAGGUAGUUAAUAAGCUGCAGAAGAGUUUGAACCUGCUGGAUCAGCAUGCCACCAGAAUUGCUAGCAAAGCAGAAAUGCUGGGAGCUGUUCAUCAGGAAAGCCGGGUCAGUAAGGCAGUAGAAGUGAUGAUUCAGCACGUGGAAAACUUAAAGCGUACAUACGCAAGAGAGCACGCAGAACUGGAAGAGCUGAAGGAGCUAUUACUCCAGAAUGAGAAGUCUUUCAGCUCUCCGGGGGACCGAGACGACUCUUCAAUUAGAAAACUCUCUGGUUCUCUCAAGGCUCAGAUGAAUGAAACGGACGGAAACAACCGGAAUGAAAAAUUCAACAGGCGCUUGAGUUGGAGUCUAAAAGGAACCAAACCAGGAGAAAAACGGCCAUCGCUGCAGCGAUUCAUUAGCUCAGCUUCCUGGACAGAAUCGGAGGAAGAACAACCUGAAUUAGAGGCUUCUCUUCAGGAACCGGCAGCUCCAGAGAUCCAGGGAAGCAAAGCACGAAAGCUGAGCGAAAAGGAAAGCAACACAACUAAAGGGGGGCUACGCUCACUAUGCACGAGAGUAUUUUCUUGGGCCUCCUCUCUUAGGACUUCCUUCUCCAGGAUUAGCAGAGCCCUCUAUGUCUCUCUCAUUGCAGUCGUGUUCUUUGCCAUCCUGGUGACUUUUUUCAUGGGGUUCUCCUUCCAUCAACCUGUGGAAGCCGCUCCUGAUGGCACCGGGACCGCUUGGACCUCAGUACAGAAAUUCUUGUGGCCAUACACACGUCUUCUCCACCAUGGACCACCGCCUGUAUAAUUCAGCAGUAUUCAGAAUGGAUUUUUCUAAUGCAGGUUU
Molecule: messenger RNA, 1481 nt
Organism: Protobothrops mucrosquamatus (brown spotted pit viper)
Lineage: Eukaryota; Metazoa; Chordata; Lepidosauria; Squamata; Viperidae
Gene: IRAG2
Product: lymphoid restricted membrane protein
Exons: 15
Cellular component (GO): endoplasmic reticulum membrane
Source: RefSeq, a predicted model, not a curated record